This is a messenger RNA of Plasmodium reichenowi, 2733 nucleotides long. RefSeq lists its product as hypothetical. The coding region runs from base 1 to 2733 and encodes 910 amino acids. The record is from RefSeq and is a predicted model, not a curated record. The transcript has a single exon. NCBI's taxonomy places the organism in Eukaryota, Apicomplexa, Aconoidasida, Haemosporida, Plasmodiidae.
AUGCUAUUAUAUUUUGUGAUAUUCAUAUGGUCCUUUUUAUUAUGUGAUAUAUAUGAAACACUAAAUAUAAGAAAGAGCAUAGAUAGGAAAUUAACACAUUUGAAUAAUAAUAUUGAAUGUGCAUUGAAUAUAAGUAAUUAUCGAAAUAAGAAAAGUAAAUAUUUUCAAUUUAUUGGUAAUAAUAACAUUGUAAGAAAAUGUAAGAACAAAUAUAGUAAUAAAGUUGAUUUAUUUGGAUUUAGUAGUAAAGAAGAAAUAAAUAAUAAAGGAAAAACGAGUUUAAAUAUAGAAAAAUAUGAAUAUAAAAAUGGUAAUAUAUUUUUAUAUACUAAAUUAUUUGUAAAUAAUGAGGAAAAGAAAUUUAUUAUUGAUUUAUGUAGUGAUCAUAGUUUUAUAUUUGAAAAAAGAUUAAAUGAGGAAUUAUUAAAAGAUAAUAAUAAUAAUAAUAAUAAUAUAGGUACACAAAAUGAUUUUGAACAGAAGAGUUCUCAAAAAAAUGGAGGUUUAAAUUUACAAUAUGAACAAAAGGAUAUAGAGAAUAUAAAAGAAUUAUUUCAUUUAAAUAAUUCACAAGUAGAUAUAAAAAAAGUAGUUAAUAUAAAACAUGAAAAGGAAAAACAAUUUCCAUUUUAUGUAAUAAAUAAUGAAGAGUUAGAUAUGAAUUUUUAUGGAAUCAUUGGUUUUAAUUUUUUUAAAAAUUAUGACACAUUUGUUUUGGAUACUGUACAAAUGAAAAUUUUAUUAAAUUGGAAUGAAGACGGAAUAAAUAUAGAGGAUCAAAAUUAUGAUAACAUUGAAUAUGAGAAACAAAAGGGAAAUGGGUAUUAUAAGAUAAAUCUUUAUGAUUAUUUUAAUAAUAUUAAAUAUUUUAAUAUAUAUGUGGAUAAUCAUUUAUAUAAAGGUAUCUUAGAUACGGGUACAUUAAAUACUAUACUUGUUAACAAUUCAAAUAUAUACAAUACAACAAAUGAUUACAAUAAUAAUCAUACUAAUACAAGUAUAAUUAUUGAAAGCGUUUUAAAAAAUAAAUAUAAAGUUAAUAAAACUAAUAUUAAUCAUAUAAAUAUUAUUACUAAAGAGAAUGAUAAAAUACCUGUAGAAUUAAAUAAAUAUAUCUAUUCAGGUAAUCUAGGAUAUAUUAAUAAAGAUGUCAUUUUAUUAGGUUUAGAUUUUUUAUUAAACAAAAAAUUAAUAUUUGAUUUAAAAAAUAAUAUUCUUAUCAUUCCAAAAAAAUAUUUGAAUAAUACAGAUGAAUUUAAUAAAAAAUAUGAUGCUCUAAAUAUCGGAAUUACAAAUAUACAAGAAAACCAAAAAAGUCAGGAUGAUAAUGGAAAUAAUCAUAUGGAUCAAAUUAAAAUUGAAGAUAAAUGUAGAGAAAUUUAUAACCAAUUGAAAGCUAAGGAAUUAAAUUUUGUAAGAAUUACGAAGGAGUUAGAAAACGACAAUGUGUAUAUGAAAGAUUGUAAAACUACAAAUGAUGUCAUAAAUAAAUAUGCGAUUAAAUUGUUGUAUGGUUCUAAUUAUUUAAAAAAAAAUGAAAAAAAUAUGGAAUAUGAAAAAAGAUAUAACGAGGUCACUGAAUUUUUUAAAAAAUUAAAUAAUGAAGAAAAACAAAACAUGUUAAACAAAAUAGUCAAUAGUGUGUUAUUAUUAAAAAGAAAUGACACAAUUCACGAUAAUAAUAAUAAUAAUAAUAAUAAUAGUAACCAUCAGAAACAACAUUCUUCUAAUCAAGGAUAUGAAAAGGCAUCAGAUAUUAUACAUAAAUUUGUUAACUACGAAAUUAAUAAUAAUGUUUAUUCUUUACAUAAAUUCAAAUCAUCUAAUGUUAAUAAAAAUAAUGCCAAGUCAGAAGAAGAGGAAUUUAAAUUUUUAUGUAAUCUAUAUGAAACACAUCCAGAAUAUAGUUUUGAAAUGUUAAAUGAUUUCAAAAGAGAAUUAUCUUCUAAAAAAAUUCCAUAUAAUGAUUGUAAUGAUGAAAAGGAUAUUAUAAAAAAAGUUGCACAUUCAAGAGUAUUCAAUAAUCAUAAAAAUAAUAAUAGAAGAAAAAAUGUAAUUGUAAGGAAAUAUUCGGAUGAUGGUAAUAAUAUACAUACACAAAUUAUUAUAAGAGGUAAUGGUCUUAAUAAUAAUAAUAAUAAUACAUUAGAUGAUCAAGAUCAAAAUGAUUAUCAGUAUAAUAAUUUAGAUAGAAUGGAUGAUCUAUUUCCUAACUCGAUUUUUUCAGGACUCUUAAAAAAUUUCUUUAUUCAAAAUAAUAAUAAUAAUAAUAAUGAUGAUGGUGAUUAUUCAAGUGAAUCCUUUGAUCAACAUACUUCAUCAGAUGAUAAUCAAAAUGAUUUAUUUUCUGAGUUAAAUAAUUUCUUUGGAUUUGGAAACCUAGCAGAUGGUAUGUUCGGACGUAAAAAAAAAAAAAAAGUUCUUGGAUUUAAAACGAAAGAACCACAAGCAAAUCUUGAAAACAAUAAAGAAAAUGCCGAUGAUAAUAUUACACAGGCAAUCAAACAAGAAAAAGAUGUUGAUAUAAUUUAUCUUUUAAAUAAGGUCCAAAAAUUAAAUGAUAUAAAUUUAAAAAAUUUUAUAUUACAAUCUUUGAACAAUCAAAAUGUUAGAAAAAUAUUAGUCGAUGCUGUUAAAAAAGGAUAUACAAAUACUUAUGAACAAUGUAAGAAAGAAAAUGAUAACAAGAGUAUGUACCUAUUACAAAUGUUGAAGCAAUCAGGAAUAUUCUAA